This is a messenger RNA of Colletotrichum acutatum, 2394 nucleotides long. RefSeq lists its product as uncharacterized. Gene Ontology annotation, molecular function: N-acetylglucosamine-6-phosphate deacetylase activity. The coding region runs from base 1 to 2394 and encodes 797 amino acids. Lineage: Eukaryota; Fungi; Ascomycota; Sordariomycetes; Glomerellales; Glomerellaceae. The transcript is spliced from 3 exons. Gene Ontology annotation, biological process: N-acetylglucosamine catabolic process. The record is from RefSeq and is a predicted model, not a curated record.
AUGACAUCGCUCACGGGCGCGGAGAAAAUAGAUGAGCUGCCGCCCUACAGCCCGCCAGCGGCUGAAAGUCGCCGUGUCCCUUCUUCAUCAGUGCGGCGACGGCAUCAUCCGGCUCUCCAACUUUUACCCCGCAGGUCGCGAACAUUGCGCGUUCUUGGUUUAGCAUGCCUCGCGUUCAUCGUCUACGCGCAAUGGAGGCAGAUUUACCCCGUGGGCAGCGUCUCCGGGCCGGAACUUACGAUUCAUGGGCUCUCAACUCGUCAGCUGCGAGAGGAUCUGGCGACUUGCGGGAACUUGCACAGUCGACCAAUUGAUCCGCCUGGGUACGGGAGGACACGGAACGCCCGCUACGUGGACGGCAAGAAACCCACAGUCAUCAGGAACGCAACGAUUUGGAUCGGGGAGCCGGCUGAAAGGUCUGCCGACUAUUCAUGGAUUUCAGCCGACGUGUUCAUUGAGCACGGCCUGAUCAAACAGGUAGCUAAGGGCAUAUCGAUAGCCUCCCUGCCCGGAGAUGUUCUCGUCUACGAUGCCGGUGGGCGGCCGCUCACCAGCGGCAUCAUCGACAUGCACAGCCAUGCUGCAGUACAUUCACUGCCAACAUUACACGGCAAUGAAGACGUCAGCGAGCUGUCAAAAGAUAUCACUCCCUAUGUCCGAUCCAUCGACGGCAUCCAACCCACGGAUCAUCAACUCCAGGUAAUCAAGUCUGGCGGCGUCACCACGUCGUUGAUUCUUCCUGGAUCCAGCAACAAUAUUGGCGGCGAAGCCUUUGUGAUCAAGCACGCCGUCGGAACUGGUGACGGACGCAACGAAACAAGCGUACUUGAUAUGCUAGCUGACCCGGAUCGCACCUGGCGGCAUAUGAAGAUGGCUUGUGGUGAGAAUUCGAAGCAGGUCCAUGGGAAGGCAGGCGAACGUGGCCCUUACAGCCGCCUUGGUGAAAGCUGGGAAUUCCGUCAGGCUUUCGAGCACGCUACCAAGUUGAUCCGCGAGCAAGAUGACUGGUGCAGUGCUGCUGUUCAAGGCCUCGACCACGUCAAGACCUAUCUUAAGAACGAUCUGGAGUGGGAGGCACUGAUUGCUGUGCUCAGGGGCCAAGUCCAUGUUCAUGCUCAUUGCUACACCAUCAAUGACCUUGAGGCUUUCGUGGACCACACGAAUGAGUUCAAAUUCCCCAUUCGCGCAUUUCAUCAUGCCCACCAGACGUAUCUCGUGCCCGAGAUUCUCAAACGGGCAUGGGGAAACAAUCCACCAGCGUCCGCCCUCUUCGCUGACAACAUGUGGUACAAAGCCGAAGCUGCUAUGGGCUCAGAAUACGCAGGGAAACAUCUCUAUGACGCUGGACUGACGCCCAUCUAUGUCAGCGAUAACCCAGUGCUCAAUGCACAGCACGUCGUGUUUGAAGCUGCGAAAGCGUACAAGUAUGGUCUACCUUAUCACGUUGCACUAGCAUCCGUCACUACUGCCCCGGCUGAGAGACUAGGGAUGGGGCAUCGCCUCGGUAAAAUCAAGCCUGGUUUCGAUGCCGAUGUCGUCGUCUGGGACAGUGACCCAUUGAGCGUUGGGGCUACGCCAAUCCAGGUCUGGAUUGACGGUACUGCUCAGUAUGACGAACCAGUCAGGCUUAACAAGACCUACGAGGGUACCAUAGUCCCCGAUGAGCAUCUCGGUGAGGUCAUUGAGAAGCCUCACUUCAUGCGGGGCGAUGUUGUCUUUACAGGAAUCUCAAAAAUUCUACACUCCAUGACGGUGAAAGGCUUCGCAGUCGAUGGGAAAACAUACAACGUAGCCAUCUCUGACGGCAAGAUUACUUGCGUUGGAGGCUGCGAAGCCGAGCUCAAAGCGGUGUCUAGACAGGGAGGUACUCUGAUUCACCUCAAAAAUGGUUAUCUUACUCCAUCUUUCACCGCCUUCGGCUCAACUAUCGGUCUAAACGCGAUCGAUUCGGAGCGAAACACCGACAACGGUGCGGACGGGGGAAGAUUCAGCCGCGGUGUCGACGGGCUCGCCCUUGAUACAGAUAAAUUGCAAGUUGCCCAUCGCUAUGGUGUGACCCGAGCCAUCUCAGCCCCCAAAUUCACAGCUCUCGGCACGCAUCACGGCACAAGUACUGGAUUUCUCACCGGGGCUGGGACUACCCUCGACCAUGGUGCCGUAUUUGCUCGCGAUGCUGCUGUGCACUACACUCUCGAUCUCUCCGCAAAGGGCGGAGCUGAUGGAAUCUCAUCCAUCUCGGGAGCUGCUGGCGAGCUGCGACGGAAGCUUCUCAAGGCAGUCUCAUCGUUCGCUGCGAAUGACACUAUCCCUGUGGAAGAGCGGUACACGGAGACUACGUUUCUUCGAAAAGUCAUUGAAGGGCAGAUGGCACUUGUCGUGACUAGGCUCUUUUAG